UAGAAUGUGAAUUUUUAAGAGAGAUGAUGCGGCAAUAUUUGGGACUUCGACUUCAGUUUUUUGUACGUGUCCUCUAUUGGUACUAAAUCUGGAGAUUGCUUUAUGAAACAUUGUAGAGAGAAAUCAUGAAAAGCAGAGAAAUCGAACGUCGUCGCUAACAUGCCGUCUUCUAUCGCUAUCGCCGUCCGGUUGUUGAGGUCACCGUCAUCACGUACCCAUUGCUCUGAGUUGCAACAGGGUGGGUGAGAGAUUUAGUCGGCAUUUCUUCUGGGUAUUUUUUAGGUCUUCAUCGGCAUUACUGGGUCUUCAUCAGCAUUUCUCUGGGCAUUUCUUCUGGGCUGGGCAGCAAGGUUGGUGUGAUGCGACGAAGCAACGAGCAAAAAAUUGAAGGAGAAGGAUGAGAGAAUAGGGAGGGAUUUUGUACGAAAGAAUGCAUCGUUUUCUUUAUGCCACGUAGGCCCGAGGCCGCGAAGGGGAUAUCUUGCGGUUGCAUAUAGACUUUUCCUAAACCCUAAACCCUCUAUUUCUAUUUUCUUCUUCCCCAGCCCCCCAGACUCACGCUACGUCCUAUUUACGAUUCAUGAAUAAACCCUGAAAAACUUUUCUCCAUUCCUGAAUCUCACUCGAGCCCCUCGGCCUCUCUUCAUCACUCUCUGUCUCUACACCUCCCCUAACGGCGACGAGUCUCUCUGCCUCACUCUCUGAGUCUCCGCACCUCCCCUCACGGCCCGUCGCACAUCUCGCCGUCUCGGCCCCUCUCUGAAUUUCUCACUUCUCAACGGCUCAACGCUGCGCUGUCCCUCUCUCAGGCAUGAAGAGACCCAAAGCACUCAAGAAGUGUGAGAUGAGCAGACAUGGAAUUAAGAAAAGCCAUUUCAAAGAACAGAUUCGUCGUAGCCCCUCACCAAGUUCCUCAGAGGAGCCAUCAAACGAGCACUCUACUGGUGUUGCAUCUGAGGAGGAAUUAAUUCCUAGAGAGGCAUCAAUGUAUGAUAAUUUGUUGAUGACACUGCGGUCAUGCAGCAAAUCUGUUGACGAUGUGAUUAAGAAGAGACAAAGGCAGGAAGAAGGUAAAAGUGACGCAGAAGAUGAUGAUGAAGAAGAUGGGUCUGAAUCUUUUAGUGUGUCAGAGAAGGAAGAUAGUGAAGAAGAAGGUAUACUGCAACAGAAUGACAUGGUUGACAUGGGGGAGAGAAAUGAAGAUGCUGAAACUGAAGAUGACCCUGAUGCCUCUGAAACAGAUCAAGAGCAUGAUGUUGAAGUCGAUGAUCUAUUUUCUGUUGAAGGUUCAGUGUGCAUGAGUUCCUUUAGUUCGCACUUGGGGUGCAAGUUAUCAGAAGAAGAAGUUGAAAAUCUGUCCAAAAAGAAAUGGAAAUAUAAGUGGGAGGAGCCUGCUGAUGGGAUGUCAAAUUGCAAGUGGAUUGGAACUGGAGACUGUUUCUUAAAGGAUGUUGAUAAAAGUUCUGGUUAUGGUCUCGAGCAGAGGUUGUAUGAGCACUGGUUGGAUGUCUCUAAGACAUCUGGAAGGAAUGAUUUUUAUUCAUCUAAAGAGAGAUUAUUCUUUUCCCUUUGCAAUGGUUAUCGGGAUAUAUUGCAUUGUAACAAGAAACCCUUUUAUCUCAAAGGCCCGGAAGAAGACUCGAGUAUCAUGGAGGCUUAUAUUAUGCAUUCUCUUAAUCAUUUAUUCAGAACUAGAGAUCUCGUGACAAAGAAUGAUUCAAAACUGGCAAAGGAUCUAUGCAGUGCUUACAAUGAAAAUCUUGGUGGUGAUAGUUUCCGUGAUCAUGGCUUUACUCGUCCUAAGGUUUUGAUCCUAUUGCCACUUAAACACAUCGCACUUCGUGUUGUUCAGAGGCUAAUUAAACUAACCCCUCUAGCUCGCAAGGCUAAUGUGGAGCACAUUGAUCGUUUCCUUAAAGAAUUUGGAACCCAGGAGGACGAAGAUGAUGAAGACAAGGACGAGCUAUCGCAUCACACCCUGGGAAAUUUAAAAGCUCAGAAGUCUUCAAAACCUUCUGACUUUCAAGCACUUUUUAGCGGCAAAAGGGAUGAUGAAGAUCAGUUUAUGGUUGGAAUUAAGUUUAAGAGGAGGAGGAUAAAGUUAUACAGCGAUUUCUAUUCCUCAGACAUCAUUGUUGCUUCUCCAGUUCGUUUAGUCGGGAAAAUAUCGGAGGCUCAAAAAUACAAGGAAAAAGAUGUUGAUUAUCUUUCUUCUAUAGAGGUUCUAAUCAUUGAUCAUGCGGAUGUCAUUGCAAUGCAAAAUUGGUCACAUGUGAAUACAGUUGUUGAACAAUUGAACCACAUACCAUCUAGGCGGCAUGGAACUGAUAUUACACGUAUUAGACCAUGGUAUCUGGAUCGUUGUGCAAGGUUUUAUAGGCAAACAAUUAUAUUGGGUUAUUAUUCUAACCCAGAUAUUAAUGGGUUGUUCAAUCACCAUUGCACUAACUACCAAGGAAAGGUAAAGUUGGUAUGCGAGUAUAAGGGUGUUCUUCCAAAAGUGUUACUCCAAGUACGGCAGAUCUAUGAGCGAUUUGACGUGGACUCAAUAGCAGAUGCUGAUGAUGCACGAUUCGAGUAUUUUGUUAAAAAGGUGUUUCCAAAGAUAAAAGACUCGGUUCAGGGAGGAGUUAUGCUAUUUAUCAGUUCUUACUUUGAAUUCGUUCGUAUCCGAAAUUUUUUAAAGUCACAGGAUGCAUCUUUCUGUCUGCUUGGAGAGUACACGGAACAGAGUGAUAUUUCUCGUGCACGUGUUUGGUUCUUUGAAGGAAGGCGUAAAAUUAUGCUUUACACUGAGAGGGCUCACUUUUACUUCCGAUACAAGAUUCGUGGUAUUCGGAAUUUAAUAAUGUACUCACUGCCUGAGCGGAAGGAAUUUUACCCUGAGAUUGUUAAUAUGCUUGAUGUUUCCCAUAACAUGUCGUGCACAGUGCUAUUUUCUCGCUUCGAUCAUUUUCGGUUGGAGAGAAUAGUUGGAAGUGCUCCGGCAACAAGGAUGUCCACUUCAGAGAAGAGUGUCUUCGUUUUCUGUUGAAAGACUUUUCUGGGCUCUAAAAGCCAACCCCAUUCGACAAUAAGCACUGGAGAAGAUAGACUUCAUUUAUCUUAUCAACGUUCUCUGGAUGAGAUCGACUUUUAUUUAGCCAAGAAAGGAAACAAUGGCGAUGACUUGGAACUUGAAAUCCAUUUUUGCAAGUGGAGGAUGGAUGGAUGUGUUCAUAAUUUUUGACAAUAAGCACGUGAGAAGUUGCCCUUUGUUUUCCUCUUUAUUCUCUGAAAGGGUAGCCAAACUCACUUACCCAUUUAUAAGAAUUCAUUCCUUUUCCUAAUUUUGUCACUAGGAUCUUUGUUUUUAUUAUUUUUUUAUUUCUAACUUUUUGGCUGUAGAUAUGAUAUUUUUGUUUAUACUGUUUAUCAAUAGUUGAAAGGAAAAUGUUAGUAUGCCGUUUGAGUUUC
Carya illinoinensis is the source of this 3456-nucleotide messenger RNA. Its product is annotated as U3 small nucleolar RNA-associated protein 25 homolog. NCBI's taxonomy places the organism in Eukaryota, Viridiplantae, Streptophyta, Magnoliopsida, Fagales, Juglandaceae. Bases 812 to 3034 code for a protein of 740 amino acids. The transcript is spliced from 26 exons. Gene Ontology annotation, biological process: maturation of SSU-rRNA from tricistronic rRNA transcript (SSU-rRNA, 5.8S rRNA, LSU-rRNA). The record is from RefSeq and is a predicted model, not a curated record. Gene Ontology annotation, molecular function: rRNA binding; U3 snoRNA binding. Gene Ontology annotation, cellular component: nucleolus; small-subunit processome.